Eurytemora carolleeae is the source of this 994-nucleotide messenger RNA. Its product is annotated as SET domain-containing protein 5. The transcript has 12 exons. The coding region runs from base 1 to 963 and encodes 320 amino acids. The record is from RefSeq and is a predicted model, not a curated record. Lineage: Eukaryota; Metazoa; Arthropoda; Copepoda; Calanoida; Temoridae. Gene Ontology annotation, molecular function: protein binding.
AUGGAAGAAAAUGAAAUCUUUAAAUCUGUCCCCAUUCAGGGGAAAGGUCAUGGAGUAGUUGCUCUUAGAGAUAUUCAGGUUGGUGAAUUGAUAUUAGCAGAAUUCCCUCUGAUCCAGGUCCCUUGGUGGAUCAGACACUCUCAGUAUGCUCAGAGGGAGAAAAAACAGUUUUUAGAACAUGCUGUUCGUACAAUGUCGAAAAAGGAUAGGUUAGGGUUCUUCUCACUACAUGAUUCAAAGGUGCCUGAAGGGGCAGAAAAGACAAUAAGUGGAAUAUGGAGAACCAAUAAUUUUGCUCUGGGAGCCAGUGGACCUAGAGCUGAUAAUGGUUUGUUCCUACUCAUGAGCAGAUUUAACCAUUCCUGUGAACCUAGUGCAGAGUUUCAUUGGAAUAAGAAUAGUCGGAAACAAGAGAUUCGAGCAACAAGAAGAAUCAGUAAGGGAUUGGAAAUAACAAUAUCAUACUUUACGAUUCAGAUUGGUAUAUUAUCACAAAAGGAGAGAAAAGAAUAUUUGUCAGCACAGUACGGGUUUCCUUGUGACUGUCAUGCUUGUACUUUACAGGGCUCUGAUUUGCUGAAAAAUGAUUAUGAAAGAUCAGAAGUAGGAUUAUUGGAGGGUCGUAUUGAGACAUUAUUAUAUGAUUAUGAAUCUGAGGAAGAAAAUUUCAAGAGUUCCCAUUUAUCAGACAGCGAUAAUCCUGAAGAGUGUAUUAAAGAAGCCAUAAAUCUCAGUUUUAUCAGAUUGGAACUGAUGUCCCGAUUAAGCUUCAAGGUUGUCAGUCAACUCAGAGUUUGCAAACUUAUCCUUGAUACAGCUUUAGAAUGGGAUCUUUUUGAGACAGCGGUGCAAGCUGCAGACCGCGGCUGUUAUCUGUCAACUGUCCUGUAUGGACAAUCCUCGGAUCAGUGUAAAGUUUGGAAGGAAAAAUUAAAGGAAUUAAAAGCUAAUCGCAAAAUUUAAAUAUAUUUAAUUCAUGAUUAUUGUAUUUUUA